AUGGAUGUCAUUAUAUCAACACAUGGUCAGCUAUGUGAGCCUCAAGACUGUAUAGUAAAUGAGUGGUCUGUUUGGUCAGAUUGCUCGAAAACCUGUGGCGACUCAGGGAUUAAGUCAAGACAAAGGUUAACAUUGCAACAGGCCUAUUGCGGAGGCAAAUGUGACCUCAACACCACGGAAACAAAGGAGUGCAACAGAAAAUGCUGUCCACAAGACUGUAUAUACAGCGACUGGACUAAGUGGAAGUUUCUUUACUUUUCUUUUAACUGCUCCGAAGGAGGUGAAAGGUAUGUUUUCCGAAGAAGCAGAGCCAUAGUGGUGGAAAGCGCUUGUGGAGGGGAAUCCUGUAGAAUGGACAGUCUAGAUGACAUUAAAUGUGGUCAUUUGAAAUGUCACAGAGAAUGUGUGCUAGGCAUGUGGUCAUUUUGGAGUGUGUGUGAAGGACCAUGUGAACAGAAAGGAGUCCAAAAAAGAACAAAGUUAAUCAAACAAACACCAAGCUGCGGGGCAGAUCCGUGUCCUGCUCGUGAAGAAGAAGAGGAGUGUAUCGCCGGUUGUUGUCCCGUGGAUUGUCAACUCGGGGAGUGGAGCAUGUGGUCAGAAUGUAACACUACAUGCGGAUUGUCCAGUAGAACACGUACAAGAUUUGUCCAGCCGAUGGAAUGUAGGGGAAUGGAGUGCUCCGAGGACCCGGUAUCGGAAGACAAGGAAGAGUGUGAGCGCUAUGACAAUGUAGAUUGUGUGGUAUGUCGAUCCCGAAUCAUAAUAACAGGAUUUAGUUAUAAUCCGGAAUUCUUAUAA
Ostrea edulis (European flat oyster) is the source of this 801-nucleotide messenger RNA. RefSeq names its product spondin-1-like. The transcript has a single exon. The record is from RefSeq and is a predicted model, not a curated record. Lineage: Eukaryota; Metazoa; Mollusca; Bivalvia; Ostreida; Ostreidae. Bases 1 to 801 code for a protein of 266 amino acids.